Messenger RNA from Capronia epimyces CBS 606.96, 732 nucleotides. RefSeq lists its product as uncharacterized. Gene Ontology annotation, molecular function: O-methyltransferase activity; S-adenosylmethionine-dependent methyltransferase activity. NCBI's taxonomy places the organism in Eukaryota, Fungi, Ascomycota, Eurotiomycetes, Chaetothyriales, Herpotrichiellaceae. The coding region runs from base 1 to 732 and encodes 243 amino acids. The record is from RefSeq and is a predicted model, not a curated record. The transcript has a single exon.
AUGGCUCCCAAAUUUGAUGAUAAACUCAGGUUUGAGCAAGAUCCACGAUGGAGUGCCGUCGACGCCUUCGCUGCAACCCAUCUACUUUCGCCCUCGCGGAACAAAUACCAUGAGGCUCUUGAGUUUGCGUAUUCCAAUUCGCUUGCCAAAGGGCUCCCUGACAUCGCGUCGUACCCAGCUCAGGGCAAGCUCUUGUCCAUUCAAGUCCAGAUCACGCGAGCAAAGAACAUAUUGGAAGUCGGGACGCUAGGAGGCUACUCCGCCAUAUGGUUGGCAUCUGGAGCCGGCGAAGAUGUCCGAGUAACCACUGUGGAAGUUGAUCCGAAGCACAAACAAGUAGCCGAAGAAAACAUAGCCCAUGCUGGGCUCUCCAGCCAAAUCAGCGUGUUGCUGGGUUCUGGGCUGGAAGUCCUACCUGAACUGGUCAAAGAGGUCAAGGCUGGCAAGCGCGAACCAUUUGAUUUUGUCUUCAUCGAUGCAGACAAGGAGAACAACCUGGCGUAUUUUGAGCUGGCUCUGCAGAUAACAAAGCCGAAAACCUGCAUCUACGUCGACAAUGUUGUGCGUCAGGGCAAGCUUGCUGACGAGGCUGCCGCACAACAAGACCCCCGUGUUGCUGGCACACGGAAACUGGUAGAGGCAGUCGGAAGCAAUGAAAAGGUGGACGCUGUGGUCAUUCAGACUGUCUCGGAGAAGAACUACGACGGCUUCCUGCUGGCAGUCGUCAAAUAG